Molecule: messenger RNA, 749 nt
Organism: Cicer arietinum (chickpea)
Lineage: Eukaryota; Viridiplantae; Streptophyta; Magnoliopsida; Fabales; Fabaceae
Product: LOB domain-containing protein 12-like
Source: RefSeq, a predicted model, not a curated record
UCCACUUCUCAGCAUUCCAUAAAACAAACUUCCCCUGUUUUCUUCUCUUUCAGCAAUUUCCUCUGUUUUCCAUAAUCAAAUGGGUGGUAACACAAAUUCACCUUGUGCUUCAUGCAAGUUACUUAGACGGCGUUGCACUAAGGAUUGUAUCUUUGCUCCUUAUUUCCCUUCACAUGAUCCUCACAAGUUUGCAAUUGUUCACAAGGUUUUUGGUGCCAGCAAUGUUAGCAAAAUGCUGCAGGAACUACCUUGUGACCAAAGAGAAGAUGCAGUAAGCAGUUUAGUGUAUGAAGCACAUGCAAGAAUGAGGGACCCAGUUUAUGGUUGUGUCGGUGCCAUAUCCUAUCUUCAAAACCAAGUUUCUGAGCUUCAAAUGCAGCUUGCAGUAGCUCAAGCAGAGAUGCUAUGCAUCCAGAUGGAACAUGAAUAUGAUUCUCUCUCAAGAGAGACUAUUUUUUGAUAUCACGUGGUUUCUUUUCUUCAAUGAAAAUUCAAAAUUGUUCACAUGCUUUUGUUUUCCAUAUUAAGGUCAACUCUGCCACGUGAUGUGAUUAAAUUAAUUAUUAAGAUGCUUCAACAUUAAUGUUUUCACAUUCCGAUUAAUUGGUUUUGUUACGAAUGAGUAAUCACAUUUUAUUAGUGUUCUUCUCUCCUUCAUCUCAACUCAAGUGCUAAGAAAAGAAAAAGAGAUCAUAACUCCUUACUUUGUAUGUAGAGGUUACUUAUGUUAUAUUAAUAGAAGAGUUUUU